CCUUCUUAUUCUCCUUCUUCUUCCAAAACACACACUAAACUAAAUGGGAUUCUUCUACCUAUUCUUUCUUUUCAUUUCCAUUUCCUCCACCACAAAUGCUUGUGAUCGAUGCCUUCAUCAAAGCAAAGCUGCCUUCUUCUCCAAAGCUUCUUCUCUUUCUUCUGGAGCAUGUGGGUAUGGUUCCUCUGCUGCUAGCUUCUAUGGUAGCCACCUUGCUGCUGCUGUUCCCAACCUUUACAAAUCCGGGUCGGGUUGUGGGGCUUGUUUCCAGGUAAGAUGUCUGGAUUCUAAGCUGUGUAGCAAAACUGGGACUCAAGUGAUAGUAACUGAUGAGAAUAAAAACAAUGAGACGGAUUUUGUGUUGAGUGGUAGAGCUUUCAUGGCCAUGGCUAAUAAGGACAUGGGCAAAAACUUGUUGAAACUUGGUGUUGCCAACGUGGAGUAUAGAAGAGUACCAUGUGAUUUCAAAGGCAAGAACUUCACUGUAAGAGUUGAAGAAUCUACUCAAAAGCCUAAUUAUCUUGCACUCAAAUUCCUAUACCAAGGUGGUCAAACCGAAAUCGUUGGCGCUGACAUUGCGCAGGUUGGUUCGUCAAGCUGGACUUAUUUGACCAGAAAUUAUGGGGCUGUUUGGGACACGAGUAGAGCUCCGGCAGGUGCCCUGCAACUCCGGCUGGUGGUGACCUCCGGCUAUGACGGAAAGUGGAUUUGGGCCAAGAGUGUUUUGCCGGCUGAUUGGAAGAUCGGAGGUGUUUAUGAUUCCGGCGUACAGAUUGAUGAUGUUGCUCAAGAAGGAUGUGGUGAAUGUGAUGAGCAAAUAUGGAAUUAACUUUUUUUUUACACAAAAUGUUGAUUGGGGUUAUAACUUAUUGUUAUAGAAUUCACAGUAAAAUAAAAUUAUAUUGUAGAUGGAGUAAGUAAAUCUUGUGGAGUAGAUGAUAUAUUAGGUCCGAUCGAGUUGGAGUUAACAGAUGUAUGAACUUAUUACAUGAUAUACAGAUCAUUUUACAGCG
Messenger RNA from Lactuca virosa, 1013 nucleotides. The record is from the annotation of a GenBank genome assembly. Lineage: Eukaryota; Viridiplantae; Streptophyta; Magnoliopsida; Asterales; Asteraceae.